GUCGCUCCGCCUGGGGGUCCGGCGCCCGCCGCUCCGCCUGAGGGCCCGAGACCUGUCGCUCCGCCUGGGGGUCCGGCGCCCACCGCUCCGCCUGGGGGUCCGGCGCCUGUCGCCCCCGCCCGGGGGCCCGGUGCCUGUCGCCCCGCCCGGGGGCCCGGUGCCUGUCGCCCCGCCCGGGGGCCCGGUGCCUGUCGCCCCGCCCGGGGGCCCGGUGCCUGUCGCCCCGCCCGGGGGCCCGUCCUGCCCGAUGUGCCUCUGCCCGGAGUCCUGCCCGAUGUGCCUCUGCCCGGAGUCCUGCCCGAUGUGCCUCUGCCCGGAGUCCUGCCCGAUGUG
Staurois parvus is the source of this 333-nucleotide messenger RNA. NCBI's taxonomy places the organism in Eukaryota, Metazoa, Chordata, Amphibia, Anura, Ranidae. The record is from the annotation of a GenBank genome assembly.